GAAUUUGAAAUAGCUGCAGGAUUUCUUCCUGUCCUUUUAGUUUCUUUAGUAAGUGACCAAGACUACAGAAAUUCUCUAAAAAGAGUCUUUGUUUCGAGUGAAGCAAAUGUAAAAUUUGAACAUGAUUACAUUGUUAUUCCUGGCUGUCAGCUUUGUGUUUUUGUCUACAAGGAGAAAGAGGCUAAAGAAUCAUUGUGAUUCUGAUUUGUUCAAAUGCUCAUUCAGCCUUAUGAGUGCUUUACAUAAGAAUUAGCCAAGAAUUGCUUUUUUACAAACCAAUAGAUGAUCUAUUAUAUUUUGUAAGACAGAAAAAUCAUCAGUGUAAAGCCUCCAUCGGGUUUAUUGAACAACCUUCUUCAUUCUAACAAUUAUAAUGUGUCCACCCCCUUUUCGGGCAUCUCCAGAAUUUAAAGUGCCACUAAAGCUGCCUACCACCUUUUUUUAAACAUCAUUUGUUUUUUAGUCAGCCUUUACUUUAAGGCUCUGACAUCUUCACAAUUAACCUGACACACCAGAUAGACUGUUUCACGUGUCUACUGCAUGGAUAUAUUUCACAUCCAUCUGGGAAAACUCCCACAGCGUUUGGGAAGGGCAGGACUUUCCAAAAAAUUCUCUGACGGUGACUGGACAAACUGUCCGUCACAUUCAUGAUGGGCCAAUUAGAGUGACAAGACAAAACGAGGUUGUACACAUGCGCAGCUCUUAAGGCUCCUGCUGCUGUAGUUGUGAAUGGCGGAGCUCCUCCAUAAAUAAAAGUAUGCCAAGGCUUCUCAGGAGAUGUGCAAAAACAUCUUGUCUGCCAAGGCAAGCUUUCGCUGUCACUCGUAGUACUUGUUUUAACUGAAAAUGUGGUCAGUUUAACUCAAAUUAAACUGCCAAUCUCCUACAGCUGUAUCCAAGCUAAUAGCUACAGCAGCAGCAGCCACUGUAAACAUCUGCAGAACCCAUCAGUAACGAUUGCAGACCCAUGCCAAAUAGGCUGGGAGAAGAGCAAAAACAAUCUUUUCUGUCAUGAUGAGCUUUUAACACUUUAUUUCAUACAGAAACAUGAUCCAAUUCUGAUAAAACUGCUGCCAUGUCGUAGCCACAUCCGAGACAAUCACUGCAGUGGAGGCAGCCAAUCCAAAUGGCUAGAAUAACUAAACCCCGCCCAUAGCUACCGUGUCGUUCUCCUUAAAGGAUGCUGAUAGGUCUUAACAGUGUUCAGUUCGGCACAGACAUUGUAGAUUGGAGCUUUUCUCGAUGGAUUUGCCCAAUGAGAGACAUGGAGUCAGGCAAAGUCAUCUGCUUUGCAAGGUUACUUCUUAAUUUCUCUGGUAUGUAAAGUUGAAGCUGAUGUUGACUUCUAAAAACAGGAGACCGGGUUUUGAUCCAAAAGCUGUGAGUGAUGGUAGUCCAUCUCUAAUCUGCUGGCUCAUGCUUUUGUACAGAGAUGUCAUAAUACUAUAAUUUAAUACUGAUGUGACGCUAAAAACUAAUGGAGCUGAUGACUGUUUUGAUACCUCGCCAAGAAAAAAUAGAAGGCUUGGCAGAUACAUAGGGUAAUUUUUUUUUUGUAAUGAUCAAAAGUUAAAGCAAAAUCUCACCCAUUGUCUAAAUUGAACAAAGCAUUAGCAGCUUCUCUGAACAGGAUUGCUAUUCUUGAUAGUGUUUGUGAAAAUAAAACAGUGUGCAGGAGUUUGUCUUCAAUAUUUGAUGGAUUAAGUUCUCUUCUAAGCACCUGUCUCAUAAAAAAUAGUUUUUAAAAAUGUUUCUGCACUUUUCAGUACCACUGAGUAGGGGUAGAACGACACCAGUUUUUCAUUGGCCGAUACCAGUGAUUAAUAGUUCAUGAGAAUAAUAAACAGUAUUUGGAACUGAUAUGCAUUUAUUAUGUACAAAAUGUACUUAAUGUGGCAACAUUUGAAUUGCAUGAUCAAAAAAAUGAAGGAAAACAAAUAAUUUAGCUCUAGCUCUGUCAGCAUGAGAAAUGGUGCAAAGCUACACAGUCAAAGCAGGAAAACGGGAAGUGAUGCCAAAUACUCUCUGUGUCAGUGGUACCCAGGCUGAAGUGCUCUUUGUACAUCUAGCCAAUCAGAUUGUAUUGUAUAAAAAACUUUUAGUGUGACUGUGGAGAGUGUAAAUAAAGUCAGAGUAGAAGACAUACUUUUCAAGUAGUGCAACUUUAGACUAAUUAACUAUCAAUAAGACAGCAACACUUAUAAUCGGUCAAAUGCCAAAUAUCGGUCUCAAUAAUCAGUCUAACUGAUAAUCGGUUGACCCCUACCACUGAGCAUUGAAAUAACAGAUAGGUUCAUGUAAGAGCAUUUGGUAAAAAGUAUGAGGGUUUUGAAUAUUUUGACAACCUUUCUUUCAUGUGCAUGGAUAAGAUGUUUAUUUUGCUAGUAGUCAAACAUCUUAAACAGUCACAUAAAUAAGGAACUGAGUUAUAUGACAUUAUUUGGUUUUAAUUCAGCUUACACAACUUAAAUUGUCUCUUCCAACCUCAAAAUUGGUCUCUAGCUUCUCACUUUAUCUCUUGUAUCCUAAAACCUGUGCUACUAUUUAGUCCGAUUUUGAUUUCUCUCAGCCAUGGAAGGAGUGUUUGAAUUAGUUUGGCAGUCAUUUAUUCGUCCAGCAACAGUACCCAGUGCUGCAGCCAGGCACAAAGGUUUUCUCCAGCGCAGCAACAUUCAAAUAUACUGAGCUGCUGAGGCAGCAGGCUGUAGGCUUUUUGUCUGAUGCCAGAUGGAGGGACCAAAAGAAGCCAUAAAAAUUGAGGGUUAGCAGCAUAAGUUCAAUUAACAUAAUACCCAGCAAGAGAAACCCUGUAACCGAAAUAUGAGGAGGUAAUUUGUAAGGACACAGACGGGCUCCCCAGCAAAGAAGGGCAGAGUCAUUUAAAGCUCCUGUAAGGAAAUAUAAGUUGAUUAAACUGCAUCAUUAUGGCAUUAAGAAGCAAAUCAGACUGUCAUUGAUUUUUUUUUUAAAUAAAGUUAUUUUAAGUGUUUGUAAAAGCUACUCCAGGAAGGGGUCAAAGGAACCUAUACUUUCACCAUACUUGUGUAAUAUCUUAACAGUGAGAAAAUUUUCACUAUUAUAAGAAAGUAUGAAGAGAUUAUUUGUGAUUAAAAAAAAACAAAACAACAAUGUGUAAAGCAGAUGUUCUCAACUGGCCGGGCAUCAGGACCCACACCCCCUCCUUAAGAGAAAUUGCAAGCCAAAGUUUUCUACUCAAAUUUAUUCAUUGAAACAUUUUUGCAGUUUGGACUCCAAGUGGAACAAAACAUAAGAGCAAAUUUAAGGAUAUAUAUGCAUAUAUCUAAUUUUUCUCCAUUUUCCUAAGACAUUUGUUGAAAUUUGGUCAUUUCUAGUCAGAUUUCCUCUUAUCUUGGAAAAGCCAGCUUUGAAAAAGACAUACAUUAAUAGAAAAGGUAGCAAUCUUUUUUAGUGAGCCCCAAUUACCCAGAAAUUCUAUAGUAAUACGCAGUAAUUACAGAGUAAUUUGUCAAGAAUAAGGUGGUGAUUAUCUUCUGAUAAGUUGGUAUUUUACCAAGAAACUCAGCAAUAGUUAGUAUUUACCUUGUGAUAAUGUAACUCACUUAAAUUUAGUGGGCAAAAAUGAAGAAAUUACCUGAGAAUUAUGAAGCAAACUAUUUAGAAAAUUAUUACCUUAUUUCUUAAGAAAUACUUGUAAAGUAAAACCUAAUUACCAGAGAACUGCCAUAAUAUUAUCAAGGUUAGGAUUAGAUGAGAGGGUUAGGGUAAAAUACCACUUAAUUAUCAGACAAUUGCCACAAUAUUACAAAGAAUUACUUGAUAAUAAACACAUCAUUACUAGUUAAUAGUAGUAAGUGGUAAUCAUCUGGUAACUAAUUAAGAAUAAGGUGGUCAUUACCUUUUAAUAAAUUAACAUUUUACCAAGUAAUAACUUGUUAGUAUUAAGGAAGUAUUUACCCAGUAAUAAUGUACCAAUUUUAAAGUAAUUCCUUGUAAUAUUGUGGUAAUAAGUGGUAUUUUACCACUAACCCCCUAAAAAACCCUUAAAACUAUUUGAAAAUCAUUCAGGAAGAACUUGGUAAAGUAUAACCUAAUUACUGGAGAAGUGCCAUAAUAUUAUCAGGGUUAGGAUUAGGUUACAGGGUUAGGGUAAAAUACCACGCAUUUAUCAUAGAAUUGCCACAAUAUUACAAGCAAUUAAUUGAUAAUUAAUUCAUAACAAGAUAAAUACUUCCUCAAUACUACAGAAUUAUUACUUGGUAAAAUGCAAACUUAUUGCAAGAUAAUUACCAUCUUAUUCCUGAGAAAUUAAGAGAGUAUACGAUUAUUCCUAUAAAAAUACUAGGUAAUUAGGGCUCACUAAAAUAAGGGGCCACCAUAGAAAACCUUGAGAGAUAUUUAGAUUUACUCUUAAUCAUAAGAAAAAAAAAAUAUAAAUAUGUAUAUUCACUUUGGGCUUCUUACUUUUGGGUCCCUACCCAUCAGCUGAAACCCCCUGAUGUAAAGGAACAAAAUCAGCAGAGAGGUUACUCUCUUGUCCAUGGGGGGACGCUAAAAUCAUAAGAAACAAAAAUUCCCCACAGGAGCUUUAAAAGGUUUAAACUGGAUAUGUACUCGCUGAAUAUUGUCCUUUUUUAACCAAAAUAUUACGUUUUUUUAUAUAUCAGUAUGAACAAGAAUUGCAUACAACAUAUAAAGCAGAAGUGUUUUUAAGUGCAGAAGUUGUCCAAUAAAAAUAAAUUUGUGCACAGUUGUAUGUGUCAGUUUUAAAAGAGAGUAAAAAGAAUCUGUAGAUAAACAUCAAAAAAUAAAACAAACUUUUCAUCACAGUGAGAUAGUUACAUGGUUUUUUCUUGGUAUUUUAACUCGUCAUGCCAGGGAGUUUUAAAAUUCUCUUUUAGAGAAUCAUCAAAGUUUAUUUUGCUGUUUUUUUAUGUUCAGAAGGAUACAUGUGUCUGACUAGUUGCGCUCAGAGGUCUGAUUGAUUCAAAGCUACGUUUAAAAAUGGCCGCCUUUGUCUUUCCUGGCUCUUGUGGCGGGGGAGAUAAGAGACUGAGAAGGCCUUUGAACAACAAAGCAUCAAUGACAAGUUCAACUGACCUUUUAUUUUCCUUUAUGCAUUUAAAAGGACCACUUCCUUUCCUUUACCCUAGCAACCCAAUCAGUGCACCCCCAUUUCAUCGGGACUUCUUUGAGCAUCUGCAUGUGAUGUCCCACCUAAAAGCACCAGUCUGAUAUGAAAAGGUUUUUUUGUUUUGUUUUGUUUUUCUACAUGCUAACCUGUGGCUGCGCCCUCCCACUCACUCUCUGAGCAUUUGCAUGGCAACCUUUUAACAGGCCAGCUGCGGCUGCCCUUUUCUUGUCUUCAUGUUGAAUUCUAAUCAUUACUUUCAAAGGAAAGCGUCUCCAAAGCUCCUUUAUCAAGUGUUUGUAGUGAGGAGGCAAACUGCUGUCCAGCACCCACUAGAGCGUCUCUCCGUCCUCUCACACAGUGAACAUUUUACGGGUGACCUGCUUCUUUAAGUUUGGAGAACAGAACACAUGGGAGAAGAAGGUUAAAAAAACCUUGGAAAUAUUUGAUCAGGGCUUCUUUCAGAUUCCCUCUUCAGCCCUAAGGUUAAUUUGUGUGGCAGAAAAGCUCUGUGGUGAUGCCAUGAGGUUGAUCCUUGUUAAACCCACCAAUGCCACGCGGCGUCUCGACUCAACCGGUGAAGUCUUCCAUGAGGGAGACCAUGAGCACUGUACAGCAGGAGGUCCAUCACCUCCAACAAAGACUCCAGAGGGGCUGCAUGACCGGUACUCAGGUGCCUCUUUGGACUCAUCCUCUUCCCCACAGGAGGCCAGUCAAUACUGUGUUUCAUCGUCACCCCAUGAAAGGUCCAAUGGAAUCAGUCCAACGAGGGUUUCAGCCAAGAUGUCUCCACUAAAGACUUCUAACCUCACCUUAUCCCAGCUGACUGAUCAGGACUGGCUGCUUCUUUGUGGCCAGGUUAGCAGUGCAGGACAUGGUUCGACAUCAGUAGAGAGAGCGGGGACCAGUGUGGUACAUCCAAACCACAAUGACAGAUGUGGUUGUUCUUGCUCCGGUGCACACAAACACUUAGAGGGUUCCACUUUUCAUCAGGGUUCAAUCCAAGACUCCUUCUCCAGAGUUUCAAACAAGAGAGGCCUUACAUCUUACCCACUAACUCAACCUUUCUCUCAAAGCACUCCAAAUCCAACCUCUUGCCAGGUUCUACCACAGCAAACAAACCAACAGAAUCUUUUGAAACCUGCAACAAACCAUCCACUGGAUAAUUUCAUGCUCCAGUGCAGUGACCAAGAAGGUCCUAGAGAUUUACUCCAGCAACAGCCUUGCAAUCAUCUAAAACUUACAGACAGCAGCCAAGCAGUGCAUCCAAAUUUAUUCAACAUCCCUUUGAACACCAUAAGUGCUGAGGCGAAUCCAAAACUCCUCCAGCAUCCUCAAUCUGCUGAACUCAACUGGAGGGAGAUUUUUGGUCAGGAGCCGUUGUUAGUUCAGCAGUGCCAGACGCAGGAUUCCCACUGCUCCACAAGCGGUGAUCAAACCUGCAAGUCUUCAGGAGAUCCCUCCAACGUCCUGAAGUGCCGUCAUCUCCCUUACCACCCUCUGACUAGCUCUCCGCGGAUAAAGAGGUCGUCCACUCCGGCUAGUAACAAAAGUGUGCAUUCUUUCUCCGCCAGCCAUCUUAGUUCACUGGAGAACCAGGAUUUAGUGGAGAAGAAUGCUAGACAGCAACCAAGUCAGAUGACCUCUCGGUACCCCAGAGGUUCAAAACCAUCCCUCCCUAAACACAGUCCUCCACCCUCUGACACCUUCGAAACCAGCGACAUAGUCAACGGAGACGCGGUGCAUCCGCUGAGCAGCCAUGGCACUCUAAGGUCCAGUUUUUCAGAGCUGCACUCUGGUCAGCAGCCUUUUCAGCUUCUUCACAACAGCAUCCUGGAGGACGCCUUCUCCAAAGUCAUCAGAGAAGAUUCCAGUAAGGCCAACAGUGAAAACCCCACCAGGGAAGAAGGCAACGUACCACAGAAGAAGACCAAGGACAUAAGCUACAGGCUGGGCCAGAGGAGAGCUCUCUUCGGGAAGCGCAAACAGCUGAGCGACUACGCGUUGGUCUGCGGGAUGUUUGGUAUAAUUGUUAUGGUGAUUGAGACUGAGCUUUCAAGAGGAUUUUACAGUAAGGAAUCCAUUUAUUCCUACGUACUGAAAGGCCUGAUCAGCCUCUCUACGGUUAUUCUUCUUGGACUCAUUGUGUUGUACCAUGCGAGGGAAAUCCAACUCUUCAUGGUGGACAACGGAGCAGACGAUUGGAGGAUAGCUAUGACACUGGAACGUGUUCUGUUUGUUGUGUUGGAGCUCUUUAUCUGCGCUAUCCACCCAAUCCCGGGCCAGUAUGUCUUCACAUGGACUGCUCGGUUGGCCUUCAGCUACACAGCAUCAGUGAAGGAUGCUGACGUUGACAUCAUCCUCUCUGUGCCCAUGUUCUUGCGCCUCUACUUGAUUGGCCGGGUCAUGCUGCUUCACAGUAAGCUGUUCACAGAUGCCUCCUCCCGUAGCAUCGGAGCUCUCAACAAGAUCAGCUUCGACACUCGUUUUGUUAUGAAGACUCUGAUGACCAUCUGCCCCGGGACGGUCCUGCUGGUCUUCAGCGUUACCUGUUGGAUCAUUGCAGCAUGGACCGUGCGUGUUUGUGAGAGGUAUCAUGAUGCACAGGAGGUGACAAGUACCUUUCUUGGAGCAAUGUGGCUGAUCUCCAUCACUUUUCUAUCCAUCGGCUAUGGCGACAUGGUGCCUCAUACCUACUGUGGGAAGGGGGUUUGCCUGCUGACAGGAAUUAUGGGAGCGGGCUGUACGGCUUUAGUGGUUGCUGUCGUUGCAAGAAAGUCAGAACUCACCAGAGCCGAGAAGCACGUCCAUAACUUCAUGAUGGAUACUCAGCUCUACAAAAAGAUCAAAAACACAGCAGCCAAUGUGCUGAGGGAGACGUGGCUCAUCUAUAAAAACACCAAGCUGGUGAAAAAGAUCGACCGUGCCAGAGUUCGCCACCAUCAACGGAAAUUCCUUCAAGCCAUCCACCAGCUGCGAGCCGUCAAAAUGGAGCAGAGGAAACUGACUGAUCAGGCAAAUACAAUCUCUGACCUCGCUAAGACUCAGAACAUGAUGUACGAUCUCGUGUCGGAGCUGCAGCACAGGAGCGAGGAGCUGGACCGGAAGAUGGUAGCUCUGGAAGACAAACUUGAUUCCAUCCUUCUCGGUGUGCACUCCCUGCCCACUGUGCUCUCUCAAGCAAUAACAAAACUACAAAAAGAUUUCCUGGACGACUUGGCCUGUCGUGUCCACUUCCUGUCAUCCUCCCUGAGCUCGGAGUGCUGUUCAGUCCCAGCCAGGCAGCUCUGUCCUGCACCCACCACACCAGAGACCCCAUACAGCUCCUAGGCCACACUCAGACCUCUUAUUCUUAGUCCGCAGCCUCCUUUUAAUGCAUGGAAGGAUUUUUUUCUAACAUGCAUACUUGUUUUUAGUACUUUAUCGCUACAUUUAGUCACUGUUACACAUAUUCACUCCUGGGAAUUACAGUAACUGUCUCAUACUGAGCAGCUCCAGUGAGACAGGAAGUGCCUUAGUAAAGGGAUUAUAGAGGAAAGGGAGAACAUUUACUCAAUCAUUUCCUACAAUUUCACUGUUAGCUUAGGGAAUGAUAAACAGACACACAUUGGACCAUAAAGCCUCCUUUGAACUCAUCCCAGAGAUCCAAAUCAAGUCAGAGAGUAGACUAUGGCUUAAUGUAGGAUUCCCAGGCAAACAAAUGUAGUAUUUUAUAUGAUUUUACCCAUUUAAGCCUUAAACUGUAGAUUCAAAGCUCCUGUGAGGAGUUUUUAGUUGGUUAUAAACCAGACUGGACUGAAUUGAGAAGACAAUCAGCAUGACUUAUGUGAAGAUAUUUUUAACUACUGACAUUUUCCCUUGUAUAAUUUCUUUAUGAGUAAUUAAUUGAGUGUUUAAAGAAAGCAGGGUGAUAUUUUUUGUUAAAAACAUGACUUUAACAUGUACAGUGCCGAUAGUUUUCAUCCCACAUGGAUGUUUUUCCCCUUAAAUGAUUUCAUAAAUCAAUCAUGGUCAAUAUAAUUGGACUUUUUUGACAAAAAAAUUACAACUAACCUCUUUAAUGCCGAAGUGAAAACAGAUCUCUCCAAAAUAAUGUCAGUUUAAUAAUAACAUGAACUAUAUAAUGAGUGACAGCAUAAAAAUGCACCUUCUUGAAGUCAGUAUUUUGUAGAUGUUCCUUUGGCUGCAAUCUCAGCACUGAGUCUGCGUGGAUAGGUCUCAAUCAGGCUUUCACAUCAGGGCGCUGCAAUAUUACUCCAGUCGUCUUCGCAAAACUGCUCAAGCUCUGUUAAGCUACAUGAGGAUCAGGCAUGAAUGGCCGUUUCCAUGCUGCUUUGGACUUUGACUUGGCCACUCCAGAAAAUUCACCUUGUCUUAAAACCCUUUCUGUGUAGCGUUCGCUGUAUGAUUUGGGUCAUUGUCUCUGUGGAAAAUAAAUCUUCUCCCAAGCCGUAGUUCUCUUGCAGACAGUUUAAGAUUGUCCUCCAGGAUUCUCCUAUGGUCUGCUGCAUUCAUUUUACCUGCUAUCUUCACAAGCCUUCACAAGGGCCAGCUGCUGAGAAGCAUCCCCACAGCAUGAUGCUGCCCCCACUGUGAUUUAUAGUGGGGAUGGUGUGUUUGUGCUAAAGGGCAGUGUUUUGGUGUCCACCAAACAUAGUGUCUUGGCUGAUGGCCAAAAAGCACCAUUUUGGUUUCAACAAACCAAAGAACUUUCUUCCACUUGACCAUAGAAUCUCCCACAUGCCUUUAUGCAAACUUGAGUUGAGAUUUGAUGAGUUUUCCUCAAUAGUGGCUUUGUCUUUGCCACUCUCCCAUAAACCUUUGACUGGUGAAGAACCUGGGCGACAGUUGUUGUAUGCAGAGUCUCUCCCAUCUUC
This is a messenger RNA of Cheilinus undulatus (humphead wrasse), 9987 nucleotides long. It is a transcript of the gene kcnn1b, whose product is annotated as potassium intermediate/small conductance calcium-activated channel, subfamily N, member 1b. Gene Ontology annotation, cellular component: neuron projection; plasma membrane; neuronal cell body. The transcript has 11 exons. Gene Ontology annotation, molecular function: calmodulin binding; small conductance calcium-activated potassium channel activity. NCBI's taxonomy places the organism in Eukaryota, Metazoa, Chordata, Actinopteri, Labriformes, Labridae. Bases 5633 to 8440 code for a protein of 935 amino acids. Gene Ontology annotation, biological process: potassium ion transmembrane transport. The record is from RefSeq and is a predicted model, not a curated record.